UUCUGUGAAAAUGAAAAAUUCGCUUACGGAAGUGUUUCGAGUAAAUUUUGAUGAUUUUCGAUUAAUUUUGAAUAAAUAGGGGACUAAUAUUUCAAAUUAUAAGUUAGUACUCUCUCUUAUGUUAUUCGUUGGAUACCGUUGAAUUUAAUAUCCUCCAUUAUGCACGAUCCGUACGAAUGGUACCCCAUUCUGAAGCUCAAUUCUCAAAUCGAUGCUGUUGCUGCCUAUGAUGAAAAUUUACUGGUGGGUACGAAACAAGGCCACCUUAUUAUGUACAGCGUUACUAGGAAAUCACCGGAUCAGAAAUACGAGGUUCAACUUCUAAGAUACAACAAGAAUUUUUACCGGAAACCUAUUCAGCAAUUGUUCGUCAUAGCGCCGUUAAAUAUUCUAAUUAUUCUAGUCGAUAAUAUGAUCUACGUUCAUGACCUGUCAUCGAUGAACUUUCCACUGAUUACAUCGUUACCGAAAACCAAAGGAGCCAAUUUAUUCACCGUCGAUAUCAAAAACCAGACUGAUAAGUCGUUGACGCUCAAACAAUCGUACAUAGUUCGUUUGUGUGUAGCUGUGAAGAAAAAAUUGCAACUGUUUUACUGGAAAAAUAAAGAAUUCCUGGAAUUUGGUGAAGAUAUUUCGAUCUCUGAUUAUGCUAAAUCGCUAGCGUGGUGUCAAGAAACAAUUUGUGUUGGUUUUAAAGCAGAAUACGCUCUGAUUCAGCUCGGAGAAAAAAACAAACAACAGGAGCUUUUUUCUACUGGUAGAAAUAUGGAACCGAAUGUGAUAAAGUUGAAUGAUUCCACGUUCGCUUUGAUUAAAGAUUCUCAGUCAGUUUUUGUCGAAACCGAUGGAAAUUUAUUGGUGAAAAAUGCCGUUAAAUGGACCGAAAUGCCGUUAGCUGUUGCUUACGAUGAACCUUACAUCGUUGCUCUAUUGAACGAUUCGGUCGAAGUACGAGCCGUCCAACCUACUUUAUUGGUACAAUCAAUGAAAAUAUCUAAUCCUCAGCUGAUCUGCUAUUGUUCUUCCGGAGUUCUCUACGUUUCGGCCGAUUUUCACGUCUAUCGCGUUCAAGCCAUUCCUGUUGCUCGACAAAUCAAGACCCUCAUCGAUGAAAGACAGUUCCAAUUAGCGUUGCAAUUAUGCAAUAUAUCCGAUGAACCCGAAGCUGAAAAGAUGAAAAAUAGGCACCAAAUACAAACCCUUUACGCUUACGAUUUAUUCAGCAGUAAACAAUUCACCGAAUCUAUGAAGCAAUUCCUAGCAUUAGAUACAGAUCCUUACGAUGUUAUUAGACUGUUUCCGAAUUUUUUGCCUCAAAAUGGACCGCCUGGUUCAGAAGAUUCUACACCAUCCGAAGGACCACCAAAAUUCCAGAAUAGAGAUCAGGAAAAAAGCAUUAUGGCAUUGAUCGAGUAUUUGACUGAAGCACGAUUGUUAUUAAUGCAAAAGAAGAAAGAUCCUGCUGAGCGAGAUCAGACACUUCAAAUAAUUGAUACAACUUUAUUAAAAUGUUAUUUAAACACCAACGAUGCAUUAAUUGCUCCGCUACUGCGAUUGAACAAUUGUCACAUUGUGGAUACGGAGAAAACUCUUAAAAAACAUAAAAAAUACAGCGAAUUAAUUAUUUUAUACGAAACAAAAGGUCUUCAUCACAGAGCUUUGGAACUUUUAGAAAAACAAGCCGAUCAAGCGGAUUCCAGUUUACGAGGACACGAAAGAACUGUUCAGUAUUUACAACGUUUAGGUAAAGAGAACAUUGAUUUAAUAUUCCAAUUUGCUGGCUGGGUUCUGGAAAGACAUCCGGAAGAUGGAUUGAAAAUAUUCACCGAAGAUAUCCAAGAAGUGGAACAAUUACCAAGACCUAAAGUGCUCGAUUACCUUAAUAGAACUAAUAAAUCUUUAGUUAUUCCGUACUUGGAACACGUUAUUUACAUUUGGAACGAUACGAAUCCUCUGUUACAUAAUGCUCUAGUGCAUCAGUAUCGAGAAAAAGUACUCCAGUUAUGCGAUCCUUCUAGUCCUGCGGCGGAUCAAGUAGCUGGUCAGAAUAUUCGAUCGAAAAUGAUUAAUUUCUUAGAAACAUCGGAUUAUUACGUUCCAGAAACCGUUCUAACUCAUUUUCCUUUCGACUAUUUACACGAAGAACGAGCCGUUCUACUGGGCAAAUUCGGUCGUCAUGAGAAAGCUCUAACUAUCUACGUUACCGUAUUAAACGAUAUCGAAAAAGCUGCCCAUUAUUGCGAACGUGUUUACAAAGAGGGCAAAUCCGGUUCUGAAAAUGUGUACAUCAUUUUAUUACAGUUGUUGAUCAGUCCGCCGGAAAGUUGGCUCGUUGGGGUGACUCCUCCGGUACCUCCGAAACCUGAUAUUGAAAUGGCGUUGACUUUACUCGAAGGAAAUGCUUCGAAAAUACCUCCAGCGAAAGCUUUGAAAAUUUUACCUAAAGACAUUCCCGUGUAUAAAAUUAAUCAUUAUUUGAAUAUUAGUCUCGGUCAGCAUUUAACGGAUAAGAGAAAUAAGCAAAUUUUAAGAGGUCUGUUGUACGCCGAACAUUUACAAGUUCAAGAACAAAGAAUUCAGUUCGAGUCUCAGAAUAUGUUGUUGACCGAGUGGAAUAUUUGUUCGGUUUGCAAAAAGAAGUUCAGCAACCAAAGUGCUUUCAUUCGGAAUCCGAAUGGCGAUGUUAUUCAUUUCUCGUGUCAAGAUACACAAAAACGACUGAGUUGAUAUUUUCAUUCAAUACUUGAUGUGUAAUUUCCUCGACUCAUUUGUUAUCUAUUAUCUUUUAUCAUUGUUUUUACUCGCAUUGUUAUUAUUAUAAUAAAUAUUCUGUUUCAUA
Planococcus citri (citrus mealybug) is the source of this 2839-nucleotide messenger RNA. RefSeq names its product vacuolar protein sorting 39 (gene Vps39). Bases 160 to 2727 code for a protein of 855 amino acids. The transcript is spliced from 16 exons. The record is from RefSeq and is a predicted model, not a curated record. NCBI's taxonomy places the organism in Eukaryota, Metazoa, Arthropoda, Insecta, Hemiptera, Pseudococcidae. Gene Ontology annotation, biological process: autophagy; endosomal vesicle fusion; vesicle-mediated transport. Gene Ontology annotation, cellular component: membrane; cytoplasm.